Molecule: messenger RNA, 1370 nt
Organism: Musa acuminata AAA Group (dessert banana)
Lineage: Eukaryota; Viridiplantae; Streptophyta; Magnoliopsida; Zingiberales; Musaceae
Product: probable bifunctional riboflavin biosynthesis protein RIBA 2, chloroplastic
Exons: 6
Coding region: 207-1370 (387 amino acids)
Biological process (GO): riboflavin biosynthetic process
Cellular component (GO): chloroplast
Molecular function (GO): 3,4-dihydroxy-2-butanone-4-phosphate synthase activity; GTP cyclohydrolase II activity
Source: RefSeq, a predicted model, not a curated record
CGCUUCGAUCGGAUGGUGUAGCCCUCGGAACAAUUGCUGCUGAUACGGCUCCAGUUCCUGAUGCUUUUUCUAUCGACAAUGGUGAACUCGAUUUAGAUCGCCCUACCGAAGGGUUCUCCUCUGUUUCAGAGGCCAUCGAGGACAUCCGCCAAGGCAAGUUUGUGAUUGUUGUCGAUGAUGAAGACGGUGAAAGUGAGGGAGAUCUUAUGAUGGCUGCGCCUUUGGUAAAUCCAGAGGCUAUGGCUUUUAUAGUCAAGCACGGGACAGGAAUCGUCAGUGUGAGCAUGAAAGCAGAAGACCUCGAAAGAUUAGAGCUUCCUCUCAUGGUAUCAAACAAAGAAAAUGAGGAGAAGCUGCGCACAGAUUUCACUGUCUCAGUGGACGCCAAAGAAGGUACGACAACUGGUGCAUCAGCUAGAGAUAGGGCAAAGACAGUUCUGAAGCUUUCAUCACCAGAUUCAAAGCCUGAAGACUUCGAUCGCCCUGGUCAUGUUUUCCCAUUGAAAUACCGAGAGGGUGGUGUUCUGAAAAGAGCUGGGCAUGCAGAAGCAUCAGUUGAUCUGGCUGUGCUGGCUGGAUUACCCCCCGUCGGAGUUCUAUGCGAGAUCGUCGACGAAGAUGAUGGUUCCAUGGCUCGUCUACCGAAGCUACGUGAAUUCGCCAAGAAAGAGGAUUUAAAGAUGAUCACGAUCGCAGAUUUGGUCCGAUACAGGAGAAAAAGAGACAAGCUGGUCGAGCGUGCUUCUGUCGCACGCUUACCUUUGAAGUGGGGCUCCGUUCAUGGGCACUGCUAUCGGUCACUGCGUGAUGGAAUAGAGCAUAUUGCCAUGGUUAAAGGGGAUAUCGGGGAUGGCCGAGACAUCCUCGUGAGGGUGCACUCGGAGUGCCUCACCGGCGACAUAUUUGGAUCAGCUAAAUGCGACUGUGGCGAUCAGCUCGCGCUGGCUAUGGAAAUGAUCGAGAAGGCUGGCAGGGGUGUGGUGGUUUACCUUCGUGGGCACGAAGGGAGGGGUAUCGGCCUCGGCAACAAGCUUCGUGCUUACAACCUGCAAGAUGAUGGACGGGACACUGUGGAAGCUAACGAGGAACUCGGAUUGCCUGUAGAUUCACGGGAAUACGACGUUGGUGCGCAGAUAUUAAGAGACUUAGGCGUUCGAUCAAUAAGACUGAUGACGAACAACCCGGCCAAGUGUGAUGGACUCAAAGACUACGGAUUUAGCAUCAUCGACAGAGUUCCUCUACUUACACCAAUCAACGAGGAGAAUAGAAGAUACUUGGAGACAAAAAGAGCAAAGAUGGGACACAUUUAUGGAUCUGAAUUCAAUGGUCAUCUAACUAGUAUCAUUCAAAGGAUUAAAGAAACUAUAUAA